Messenger RNA from Puccinia triticina, 4161 nucleotides. RefSeq lists its product as uncharacterized. Bases 1 to 4161 code for a protein of 1386 amino acids. The record is from RefSeq and is a predicted model, not a curated record. NCBI's taxonomy places the organism in Eukaryota, Fungi, Basidiomycota, Pucciniomycetes, Pucciniales, Pucciniaceae. The transcript has 5 exons.
AUGUCCAUCUUCAAGGCAAUCAACAACGUCCUGGGUGUGGGUCCGAAAGCCUCAAGUACCCCUCGAGUCUCAUCCCCUUCGACCGAUCGAUCGCCCGACUCUGCCCAAUCUCAACUAUCCACCUUCCAAAACUCAUGGCAUAUCAUCAAGAACUCGCUGUCUUCGCCCAGGCAGCGCCACCAGCUCCUCGAAUCAACCUCUAUCAAGGAAAGACUUGAGCUCAUGUGGGAGUGUUUGGCGGUCGAGAACAACAUCCCGAUCACGAACUUGAACCCAUCACUCUCUCCUGUUGCUUCUCAAACUCCUGAAUGUGUUGAAUAUUUUCUUGAAAAUGACGUACCGGGGAACCUCGUCGCACUGUCUUUGCCCGAUCAGCCGAUCGGCGUCAAGGGCUUGGUCAUCAAAUUCUUCUUAUCACUCGUCGUCUUCAUGGACGAGAAAUUCGUUGUUCACGCCAAAGUCCACAAGCCACUGGUCAGACUCUUGCGCAGCUGUGUCGAGCCAGAGCUGGGAUCAGAUGCAGGGGAUGAUGCCGGUUGGGGCACUGGAGGGUCGAAUUAUGAAGAGGCUGUCGUAGAGCUGAUGUGCCAUUUAUGUGCUCGAAUUAAAACAUAUCCAGAACUUUUGCUUGUCUUUAUCCACAAUCGCUCUCGCUCCUCGCAGGUGCAACCCGCCGAAGCAGUUCCUGAACCGUCGACUGUUCAGCCUAUGCCAAUAACGACGUCCAGCUCCCAGUCUCCUGUUUCCUCCGGUCUUGCCAUCCAACCAAUCGCACGCAAAUCAGUCCAUUUCUCUCCUGUGCCCCGUCCGCCUUCGUCAAUAACGUCAGAGCUCUCAGCCACCGGCAACACGGCCAACAGUCCUACUAGCCCUACUCACACCACCCUCAGCUCCUCAUUCUCAUCUUCAAGCCAGCAUCUGUACAACGAAGCUAACAGGAAAUCGGGCUCCAAGCUGGCUGCAAUCGGCAAUGCGCUCAAAGGAGACUCAGACAUGCUGAUAUUCUCCUAUCUCUUGCGCUUCCUUCAUCGGGAGGGUCGGACCGGGGACCUUGCACGAGCUGGUUUACUGUUCCUGAUGGAGUUAGCGAUGGGCCGAUGUUCCCACCUGCCAGGAGACGCCUUCCUCAACUCCCAGCCAUCUCAAACAACUGACGAUGACCAACCCACUCCCGCUGAUACAAUCUCCAUGGCAUUUGGUGAAUGGGUACUCGACUCCGAUUUUGCAGAUGUCUUGGGCGCUAGCUUAGGAGCUGCGUAUGGCUUGCUCCCAAGCAAACUGGUUAUCACUCCUCGUGACCCAAGUAGUGAGGACUCGACUGGAAGAAUGGUCCUGGGGGGUAUGGGCAUACAUUUUUCGGAAGGCUCGGCGGAGAACGCCCAGGCAAUUCAAGAGAAGGAGAGGGAAGAACGACGCCAGAGACUUCUGAUAGGCCUGGGGGUCUCGGGAUCGGCUGAGUUUAGGACACAGAUUGAUCUUUUCUUGAAGAUGAUCGAGUUUGCUCAGGACGUGAUGAGGAAUGUGAGUCCUAGUACGUUGGACCAUUACGUAUCACCAACCGAGCUACUCUUGGCCUCACAACCACCUAGGUCGGCUUCCCUUGGUUCCGCUCUUCCACCACGACUCAACCCCACUAGCCAUUUACCGGAACCAGUGCGAGAUGAAUCUGGGCCGAGUCCGUCCGAAAUCGUGGCUUCAGCUGUCUCCUCAACCGUCCUGCUCUCAAUUCGGAAAUCCUUCCUCUCCGGCAUCAUCUAUCCCUCUCUUCUCGAAUGCUCCGAAAAUGAUGGCAGCGCGGUGGCUGUGAUGAGUUACCUUGAAGCAACCUUGUCACUGUUGGAAACUGACGGCGAACUGAGUGAUAGCGUGCUCAGAUUUUUAAUGGCAGAGGCUGAUGAAGAUUUUGAAUUAGAUGCUGGCCACUGUUCUGUAACCUCCAACCAGACCGAAGUCAUGCAACUGGGACCUUCAUCCCCGUUCAUCAAUCCGAACCGACGAAACUCCGGGGCGAUCUCGAUCAUUAAGGCUGACUUCAACAAAGCCAAGCCCGGACGCCGGGUCCGCAAUGAAGAGGAUACGUUGAUGUCUGACACGGGGAUUACCUACUUCAAUUCCCUGGGUCGAUUCACGUUGAAAGACUUGCUAGUAAACAAUAUCCAAUCCACCGACAGCCCAACAGCUACGGCAGCUCUGAAGUUAUUACAUGUGAUCCUAGUCAGGCAUGAUCGAUAUGCCCUCACCUUAUUAGACAUUAUUCCUGAUCCGACUGCGACGGCAUUCCCCUUUCCUCACAGCAUGGAUGUCAACCAGAAAGAGAACGGGGUUGAUUCAGAUUCACAGGAGUCCGACCAAGAAGAAUUUGUCUAUCCUACAGGUGGUGAUAAAGUUGAUUCAAAUGAUGAACUGGACGAUGGUGAUGAAGAGUUUGAAUACCCCGGUAAGAGCGAACAUGUCAAGUCGGCUUCCAAUGAGGACGAAGAGUUCAAGUAUCCAACGCCUACGAAACCCCUCUCAACAAAUGCUCUAUCUUCGUUUACCCCAGGUACCCAGACGCAUGCCCAAAGCACGAGUACAGGCCGGUCUCAUUGCUUAAAGCCCUCAUUUGACUUAGUUAAAAGCAUCCACUGUUCGCCAUGUCCAACCUACCGAGCUCACCGAGAUGAAAUCGAGUUUCUAUCAAACUUGGUCGAGCUGAUUGACCCCUCUAGUAUGGUAAUGAAAGCCGACUCCGUCCCUGGAUCUCUCAGUACCGCCUUUCAGCAUUAUCUGCUAGACGCCGAGGCUGAAUUGACCGGAACAGCUACAUUCCGUCGUGGAUUGUUGUUCGACUAUGUUUCAGCCUCAGUGAUUCCAAGCUCCCAACCUGCCGCAGACAAGCGCCGAAGUAUGCGCCCGAGUAACUUCACUCCUAAUCAACCAACGUCGAGGUACGAAUCAACACUGGACUUCAUCGAUCAUCCAGUAAUCCGGCACCGGCUUUCUGCCGAAAACCCUCUCAUAUCUAGCAUCUUAGAAUCACUAGCGAAGUUUUUUGUCCAACCACCGGCUCUGAACUUGAUUCUCACGGGAUGUGUUGCUACGCUGGCCUCCUGCCCAACAAGAUCUUUAGAAGGAUGGAUGCUGCCCACUCCUAACCCAGAUGAUGAUGAAUCUUUUGACCAAUCAAUUCUAAGCUCAUGCACUCCCCGCAAUCCGAUAGUUGAUUAUGACGAAGGAGACGACCGAUCGAUCGACUUUGCUGUGGACGAAUACGUCAGCAGUCAUCGAAAGUCGAGCUCAAGGAGGACCUUUGAAUCCUCUUUUAGCCGGCCCCAGGGCGCAGGUGGGGCGGAUUGUCUGUUGGAAGUCUACCGACAACUUGCUGAGCAAGUGGCGGGCUAUCGGAACACGAUUACCAACUUUAACAAGUACUUGAAAGAACGUCGUCAAGGUUUAAUCUUUGUUGAGAACCUGGAAGACGCACUGGAUACGUUGACAGGAACGAUGCCCAAAUCCGAAGCUGUUGUCGACAAAGAGCAUCGGAUGGUCAGUCCGGCCAGACCAUCAGUCCAAAACUCUACUAAGGCGCCCGUCUCGCCGAAUGAACCGCCCGCGAAGCCGAAAGAUUCUUCGUUUUUUUCCUCCUUCUUCAAGAGCAGUAACCCUUCUAAGUCGCCCUCGCCGACGGCGUCCAGUCCACGAACACAGGCCGGCAAGCCAAUGGAUUCCGCUGGGGGACGAGCGCAUCGGCCGGUGGCCGUGAAGCCGUUCUCGGACCAUUAUCAGCAAACCGGCUCGAUCAAGCUGACCAUCGUCCCCGUGAGCACGCCUGGCUCGACCAAGAAGCUGCAGCGGUCGCUGCUCAAGAUCGACUUUUCGGACGAGGAAGAGAGCGACAGUGACUCUGAGAAUCCCGGGCCGGACACCCCAACAAAAAAGACCCUCCAUGGCUCCCAUCUGCCCUCCAUCAAACUCUCGCAACCCUCCAGAAAACUCAGAACUGAAGACGUUCAGGAUCAUCCUGCUCAGCGCGAUCCCCCUCCUCCUGAGGAUGAGAAAACUGUAAUCAGCUUGUCCAUGCUCCUGGAUAAUGUUGUCAUCUUGGAGGAGUCCAUUAAAGAAUUGGGUGCAAUCAUCAGCGCUAGAAAGUCUCUGGGUAUCGAUCCCGUCCGGAUUCUUUGA